AAUAGAAAGGGAGGAACCGAUGACGCUGACCAAUGGGAAUGCGGGGGGAUAACGGCCAAUGGGAGUGGAGGGACCCCGGGGACACGUGGGGGGGGGGGCGCUAAACGCAGAGACCAAGGGCUACAGCUGUGAGGUAGACAAAAUGCAGACCACCAGGGCAUUGCUCAUUUCUCCCGUUCUGAUCCGCUCCUGUACCAGGGGUCUAAUCAGGCCUGUGUCUGCCUCCCUCCUGAGUAGACCAGAGGCCCCUUCUAAACAGCCUCCCUGCAGCAGCUCCCCUCUCCAGGUAGCCAGACGGGAGUUCCAGACCAGCAUUGUCUCCCGGGACAUUGACACAGCAGCCAAGUUUAUUGGUGCUGGGGCCGCCACAGUUGGUGUGGCUGGAUCAGGGGCUGGCAUUGGAACUGUAUUUGGCAGCUUGAUUAUCGGCUAUGCCAGGAACCCGUCUCUCAAGCAGCAGCUCUUCUCCUAUGCCAUUCUGGGCUUUGCCCUGUCUGAGGCCAUGGGGCUCUUCUGUUUGAUGGUCGCCUUCCUCAUCCUUUUCGCCAUGUGAGGCUCCAUGGGGUCACCCAGCUGCCCCUGCUGCUUCGACUCCAUGCCAGUCCUGGUGCUGGAGUGUGCUAAGCUUUACCAUUAAACACAACAUUUCUCUAAACCCA
Molecule: messenger RNA, 659 nt
Organism: Nannospalax galili (Upper Galilee mountains blind mole rat)
Lineage: Eukaryota; Metazoa; Chordata; Mammalia; Rodentia; Spalacidae
Gene: Atp5mc1
Product: ATP synthase membrane subunit c locus 1
Exons: 5
Coding region: 59-553 (164 amino acids)
Biological process (GO): proton transmembrane transport; proton motive force-driven ATP synthesis
Molecular function (GO): proton transmembrane transporter activity
Source: RefSeq, a predicted model, not a curated record